AUGGCCAAGCGCCAGGCGUCCGAACCUCUCGACGAGCUGCUGGGCGUAGCAUCGCCAGCAUCCAAAAAGUCACGUACCGCAGAACUCGAGACACCCCCAAACGAGAAUGGAGUCUCCUUUGCCACGCCAUCGCACAUGGACCAAGUAAUCGCCAGUAACAGCGACGAGGACGACUUUGACGACCACACAACAGCCCCAGCCGCACCCUUGCGACAAGCAAACCCGACAGAAGGCUACGACGAUCUCUACCUCGACACGAUAGACAGACAAGUCCUCGAUUUUGACUUUGAAAAGCUCUGCUCCGUCUCGCUGUCCAACAUCAAUGUCUAUGCUUGCUUGGUAUGCGGGAGGUAUUUCCAAGGCCGGGGACCCAAGUCCCACGCCUACUUUCACGCCCUCGAGGAAGACCACCACGUGUACAUCAACCUCGAAACACAAAAAGUAUACGUCCUCCCGGAGGGAUACGAAGUAAAGAGCAAAUCACUAGACGACAUCAAAUACGUCUCCGACCCGCGAUACUCGAAACACGAAGUCAUGAACCUCGACCGCGCGACAAACGAGCACCACAAGUCAUGGACCCUCUCCGGGAAGGAAUACACCCCAGGGUUCGUGGGCAUGAACAACAUCAAAGAAAACGACUACCUCAACGUCGUUGUCCAAGCGCUCUCCCACGUACCACCGCUACGAAACUACUUCCUCCUCCAAGACUUCACCAAGAACAGCGAACUCGUCAAACGAUGCAGCAUUCUCUUCCGCAAGAUAUGGAACCCACGCGCCUUCAAAGCCCAAGUCUCCCCCCACGAACUCCUCCAAGAAAUCGCCCUACGCUCCAACAAGCGCUUCACACUCACCACGCAAUCCGACCCCGUCGAGUUUCUCUCGUGGUUCCUCAACAACCUCCAUCUUGGGCUGGGCGGGAGUAAAUCCAAGCCGGGUAGUUCCAUGAUCCAGCGCACUUUCCAAGGCAAGCUCAAAGUCGAAUCGCAAGCCAUCACCGCUCGCGCCGAUGCCACCGACAGGCUACGCUUCGAAGAAGCCGCCGAAGUAAAGGUCGAUAUCGUGCGCUUCCUCCUCCUGACGCUCGACCUCCCCGCCGCGCCGCUCUUCCAAGACGAACUCGAAAGAAACAUCAUCCCGCAGGUUCCCCUCACGACCAUCCUGUCCAAAUACGACGGCAAGUCAGCGCAAGAGCACCACUCGCAGAGAAAACGCUACCGCCUGCUGCAUCCCCUCCCGCCCUACUUAAUACUCCAUGUAAAGCGCUUCUCGCAAAACAAGUUCGUCUCAGAGCGAAACCCCACAAUCGUCACCUUCGACGCUAGAAACCUCGAUGUGUCGCCUUACGUGGAGCCAAAUCCUGCCGAGUGGCCGCCCUCAGAACCAAUUUGGUACGAUCUAGUCGCCAAUGUUGUGCACGAGGCAGUCCGCACGAGGGAAGACGUAGCAGACAGUGGAGAUGAGAAGAAGACGUGGAAGGCACAGGUCAGGGAUAGGACAACAGGAGAAUGGAUCAGCUGUCAGGAUUUGUACGUGGAAAAGGUCCAGGGCGAGCUGUUGUACCUCGGCGAGACGUAUUUGCAGAUAUGGGAGAAGCGGAGGGAACCAAAACCAAGUGGGAGUGUCGCCAAGGCAAAGACAAAAGGCUAG
This is a messenger RNA of Pochonia chlamydosporia 170, 1647 nucleotides long. Its product is annotated as snRNP assembly factor. Gene Ontology annotation, biological process: protein deubiquitination; spliceosomal complex assembly; mRNA processing. The transcript has a single exon. The record is from RefSeq and is a predicted model, not a curated record. Gene Ontology annotation, molecular function: cysteine-type deubiquitinase activity; zinc ion binding. Bases 1 to 1647 code for a protein of 548 amino acids. Lineage: Eukaryota; Fungi; Ascomycota; Sordariomycetes; Hypocreales; Clavicipitaceae.